Molecule: messenger RNA, 3852 nt
Organism: Magallana angulata
Lineage: Eukaryota; Metazoa; Mollusca; Bivalvia; Ostreida; Ostreidae
Exons: 14
Coding region: 261-3095 (944 amino acids)
Source: RefSeq, a predicted model, not a curated record
UAUCAGCGUUUUUCCCAUCUGAAAGGGAAUUUGUUCAAAUUUCUGACUGUGCAAAAGAUGUAAGCGGGCAUCUUAGGUCUUUAAAACUUGGACAGGACAGCAUUCCAUCUGAGGGACAUUUACUUCUGCUCAGAAUUGGAUUAUUUUCGCCUGUUCUGAAUAAUUUUAAUAUAUGCCCUAAUCAUCGUGCAAAACUCGGUGUAAAAUGGAAAAGACACAGUGUGAAGUGUUCAUAUCCAGACCAUUCUCACAAUGGAAAGAUGGAACGGCCAGUGACACCACAAAUGUCUAGAUUCAUCCUUGAGCACAAAGGAGAGUUAGUGCCUGUUGGAUCAGGCAUUUGUCGGAGAUGUAGAUUUGAAUUGUACAAGGAGAUGGAAAAUUCGAACAAGAUUGAGAAUGAAUUACCACCAAAGUGUACACAUCCAGAUGUAUUGACACCAAUAAAGAUUGAGGACACUAAGGAAGUUAAUGUAGAUAUGGAAGAAAAAGAUGAAAUUUGGAAAACUGAUGAUCACCUGGAGAUAUUUUCUGAUGAAGAUUCAGUGGGUCUUCUUGGUUCUCAACCAUCAUCACAAUCCUCAUCUUGGAGUGAAGAAAAUAACAACACUCUAGAUAUUUUCAAUAAGGCUGUAACUUUGCUUGGACAUGGGAAGAUGAGCCCACUUAAAUUCAAAGUACAUCAGAGGCUGGACAGUCUUAAGCCCUCCACUACAAGAUUGCUUAAGAGAAAAGCCACAGAAGCAGUCAAUUUAGUUCUUGAGAGUAUAGCUCCAGGACAGGGAAAUGAAUUGUUAAAGCUCAUUCACGAGCCAGAGCAGCAGCAAGAAACAAGCUCUAGCAAACUUGAUCAACUUGUUGUUAAACUGUACUGUGAAAGCACAGACAAGGCUGUUAAGAAACGACUGUUGUCCAUGAUUGCUUGCUCUCAUACAAAAAAACAGCUUCAGCAGAUCAUUCCCUCAGUCACCAUGCAUGCUAUAAAUGAGGCAAGGAAACAUGCUGUUGAACAUUCUGAAGGUGCUGAGGUUCCUAAACAGAAACCAGUAUUUCAUAAGAAAAUUGAUCUCAUGAAAUUGGACCAUGCACUGGAUUUUAUCUUCAAUCCAGCAUUUCAUCAGGUUUCCUCUGUUGGUACUAAAGAGAUGAGACUAGAGGAUGGCAGCAUUGUGUCCAUUCCAGAGGUGGUCAGAACAGUCUGGCACUCAACUCUGAUCAAACUCUAUCUGGCAUAUUGUGAGGAGACAGAGUUUAUUCCUCUGUCUAGGUCUACAUUGUUCCAUAUUCUUCAAGUUUGUCCCGCUUCAAGGCGCACAAAUCUGAAGGGUCUGGACAAUAUAACAGCAGAUGGAGAGAGCUCAUAUGAUGUGCUUCUAUCAGUAGUUGCAGAUGUGGAAAAGUACAUAACAGAUGGAUUAUUGCUAAUGGAACUGAAGGAAUGCAAAGAAUCCUUGGCAUCCAGUAGAAUUUAUAUGAAAACAGAUUUUAAAAUGCAUUUGAAACAGACUGACCACUGCAGUGAUCAUUGCAUUAACCAUGCUCUAAGUGAUCCGCUUGACAUUCAGUUCCAGCAAGCAUGUACUGACCACCAACAUGAUGUUGGUUGCGACCGCUGCCAAUUACUUCCAAAAGCAGUUUUAAAUUUGAAGGAAAUCCUGAGCAAUCUCGCAGAUCUUUCCCCCAACACCAGAGAAGAAUUGUUUAUGGAUAUUGAUGCAGCGGUAACAAAGAUUCUUCAAUGGAAAAGCCACAUAAUUAGAACUAUCAAUCAGGAUACUGCUAGGACACACACACUGAAAGAUCUCCAGCCUGGUGAUAUUCUUAUUAUUAUGGACUGGGCCAUGAAAUUCUUACCAAUUACAUUUAGAGAAAAACAGAGCGACUGGUAUGGCCAGAAGGGCAUAAAUUGGCACGUGUCUGUGUGCAUUUACAAGGAUGAAAACUCAAAUUUAAAGCAUAGAACAUUCGCUCACAUGUUGGAUGGAGUGCGUCAAGACUGGUUAGCGGUUGCCUGUCUUUUGGAAGACACACUUCAUCAUGUGAAACUGCAACUUCCCAGUACAACAAGAGCAUUUAUUCGGAGUGAUAAUGCCGGGUGCUACCAUUGCGGCAAUCUAUGGCUUGCCAUACCAGGCAUCAGUAGGCGCACUGGAGUGUUCAUAGACCGCUACGAUUACAGUGAGGCCCAAAGUGGGAAGUCCUAUUGUGAUGCUAAAAUAGCCCACAUGAGAGGGAAGUUUAGCAAAGUUGUCGCAUCAGGAUAUAACAUCCUUACAGCAGCCAACAUGAAGUCUGCCAUAGACCUGUAUGAAGGAACAACUGGAUGUCAAGCAGCACAUGUUAAGCUCCAGGGAUUUCCUCCUUUUACAGCUAAGUGCCCAAUAAAGGGCAUAACCAAGAUUUCAAAUGUCAAGUUUGAACCAAAGCAUCUAACAACUUGGAGGGCCUUCAAUAUUGGCAUAGGCAAGCAGUUGCCUAUUGAACAUGAAAACAAUGACCUGGCAGAAUUAGAAAUUAUAUCUGAUUUUGUUUUGAAAUCUGGAUCAGUUGGGCACAUUCAAAACCCCAAAGAGAGCAAUGAUGUUGUUGAUUCUUCAGAUGAUCAUGCUUUUAAUUGUCCUGAAGCAGGAUGUACCCAGAUCUUCACAAUAUACAGCGACAUGCAAAACCAUUGCUUAAUUGGCAAUCACACUUACCAGCUCCAAGCAAGGUCAUCUUAUGAUGAUAUAAAAAUGAGAUGGAUGGAUGCAUGUUGUACACUAUCAGAAGAUACUCUGAAAUACUCUAAAACCGGAGAAGGGGUCACUGAGCAAGUGUGUGUGCAGUCUGAUAUGGGUUGGGCUUUGAAAAAAGAGAGAAAAAGUGCUAGAUUCUCAGAUGACUUGAAAUCAUAUCUUAGUGAUAUAUUCUUGCAAGGAGAAAGUAGUGGAGCAAAGGUACAUCCAUCAGUUGUCGCUAAAAACAUGAGAGUUGCUAAAAAUGAAAAUGGAGAAAAAAGAUUCAGUGCAAACCAAUAUCUGGCUGUUGGUCAAAUCUCAUCUUUUUUUUCAAGACUUUCUGCAUUGAAAAAAAACAUCCUCCACAGAUAUCAGUGAUGAUGAUUUGGAUGCAGUUCUUUUGAACAUUGCUAAGGCCGAAACAGCUGCAGAAUUUCAGUAGGAUGGACAUAAUUGACUGAGAUAGAAACAUUACUCAUUUUGUGACAAGGACUGAAAUUGUUUGAUACAUACAUGUAUAUAACUUAUGCAAAGUGUUUUUAUUGUGACAAUAUCUGUAGAUUUUAAAAGAAAGCUGGGUGGUUAACACAUUACUCAUCAGCUCUUAGUAACCUUUAAUUUUUAGAUAUGACGUGCUAAGCUAAAGAAAAUCAUUAAAUUUCAGCUGGUGAACGUCAGUAUUUUUUUUAUAUCUUUAUAAAGAGCUCUGCCCUUUAAGAAUACCAGUGAAUACUAUCUUACAAUGACCUCAACCGUCCAGCCCUGUUAAUUCAUUCUUGUUUUAUGAUAACAUGGUAUCAUUUCAAUUGAAUUGAUGUACAAGAUUGUGUGUAAUGGGAUGAGGGGUGAGCAAAACUCCAUUUUUAACGAAUAAUCUACAUGAACAGUCUCUUCAGAUAUUAUGUACGAUAAUAAGUACAAUUAUUGUCUGAUAAUGAUUGCAUCGGUUGAGCAAUACACCACUGGGUAGUAAUUUAAAUACAAUGUACAUGUAAAAUUAAUACAUAAUUGAUACUUUGACCAAAAACCAUGCUGAUAUGUUGAACCCCAUGUAUUUUCAUAUGAAUAUCAUCCUCAUAGUUCCUACUUGCUGAAAUUCUCCUGAAGAACAAUUAAAUAUGGAAGCUCAAUUUAA